Molecule: messenger RNA, 2323 nt
Organism: Polyodon spathula (Mississippi paddlefish)
Lineage: Eukaryota; Metazoa; Chordata; Actinopteri; Acipenseriformes; Polyodontidae
Product: C-terminal-binding protein 1-like
Exons: 10
Coding region: 142-1497 (451 amino acids)
Molecular function (GO): oxidoreductase activity, acting on the CH-OH group of donors, NAD or NADP as acceptor; NAD binding; transcription corepressor activity
Source: RefSeq, a predicted model, not a curated record
CUGCCAGCGAGUGCUUACUUUCUGUUUACCGACCUUUGCAAAAAACACAACUCUAAACAAAACUGUCCUGGAGAAUUUGUGACCUCUGCUCGCAUCUUGCCCCACAGAACACUGGAAAAGCUGGAUAUCGUGAUAGAGCAGAUGUACAGUAAGACACAGAGGGCUUCUGUGUACUUUGAGUCACCACAUUGUUCAUCCCUGAAGAGGCAAGAAAGCAUUCGAGCUCCAAUCAUGAACGGGCCCAUGCACCCCCGCCCCCUGGUGGCGCUGCUGGAUGGCCGGGACUGCACGGUGGAGAUGCCCGUUCUCAAAGACGUGGCCACCGUGGCAUUCUGUGAUGCACAAUCCACGCAGGAAAUCCAUGAAAAGGUACUGAAUGAAGCAGUGGGGGCUUUAAUGUAUCACACCAUCACAUUAACACGGGAAGACUUGGAAAAAUUCAAAGCACUUAGAAUAAUAGUCCGAAUCGGCAGUGGGUUUGAUAACAUCGACAUCAAGUCUGCUGGAGACUUAGGGAUCGCGGUGUGCAACAUGCCCUCUGCUUCAGUGGAGGAGACGGCUGACUCGACAACGUGUCACAUCCUGAACCUGUACAGACGGACCACCUGGCUGCACCAGGCCCUGCGGGAGGGCACACGGGUGCAGAGUGUGGAGCAGAUCCGGGAGGUAGCGUCGGGGGCUGCGCGCAUUCGAGGAGAGACACUCGGGAUCAUCGGCCUCGGCCGUGUCGGGCAGGCGGUCGCAAUGAGAGCCAAAGCGUUUGGCUUCAACGUGAUCUUCUACGACCCGUACCUCUCCGAUGGCAUGGAGCGGGCGCUGGGCCUCCAGCGAGUCAACACCUUGCAGGACCUGCUGUUUCACAGCGACUGCGUGACGCUGCACUGCAGUCUGAAUGAGCACAACCACCACCUCAUCAACGACUUCACCAUCAAACAGAUGCGGCAGGGUGCGUUCCUGGUGAACACAGCUCGCGGAGGACUGGUCGAUGAGAAGGCUCUGGCUCAGGCCCUGAAGGAAGGGAGGAUACGAGGGGCAGCGCUAGAUGUCCAUGAAAUGGAGCCCUUCAGUUUUAGUCAAGGUCCUCUGAAGGACGCUCCGAAUCUGAUCUGCACUCCCCACGCAGCAUGGUACAGUGAACAAGCCUCCAUCGAAAUGAGGGAAGAGGCAGCGAGGGAGAUCCGCAGGGCUGUUACAGGUCGCAUUCCAGACAGCCUGAAAAACUGUGUCAAUAAAGACUUUCUGACUCAAGCCACACACUGGGCCAGCAUGGAUCCUGCAGUUGUACACCCAGAGCUCAAUGGAGCAUACAGGUACCCUCCCGGUGUUGUGAGUCUGGCCCCCGCCAGUCUCCGCCCAGCUGUAGAAGGAAUCGUCCCCAGCGCCAUGCCUUUAUCACACGGCCUUCCCACCGUAGCCCACCCCCCACAUGCCCCUUCCCCGGGCCAGAUCGGAAAGCCAGAAGCCAACAGAGAGCAGCACCCCAGCGACAAAUUGUAGCCCACAAAGCCAGCAGUCAAAGCCUGGAACUCCCCCAUUGGAGAGACAGUGGGAACAACCUGGAUUGCAAAACAGCAGUGGUGAAAGAAUGAACUUGUGGGAGAUGAUUAUAAUAACAUGAAGACAGGUUUUAGGGGAGAAAAAGAAGAUUUGGAAAAUAAAUACAAAUUUCUUUUUAAAAAUUACAAGAUAUUUUCCUGCAUACAAAUUAUAGUUUGUCCCUGUCCAGUGGACUGAUUUUAACUGUUUGUUUGUGUCCUAUUGGUUCCUUGUUAAGCAAGAGACGUUAUAGUAGUUAAUUAUAUAAUGGAUGUAAUAUGUCUGUGUACAGUUUUUAGAACAUUAUAAGGGUUUGUUUGCAUAGCGGUCAAACAGAAAAAAGAGUUAUUUAAUAAACUCAUUUUAAGGACAGCAACAAAAACUAAUCUUGAUUUUAUAUGUUGAAAAACACGCUCAAAAAGGCAGUUUUGCAAACUCUCAGGAAAAACAAAGUUGUUCCCACUUAAUUUUCUUUAUAUGCCACACAGUGCAUUGUUUUUGUACCUGCUUAUCUCUUGUUUUUGCUUUUAAAUCAUUUAGACAUGGGGAAAAUGAAUGUUGCGUUUUUUUGGCAUGUAUUACCUCAAUUUCAAUCUUUAGAACAAAGGUGUUACAAAAGAGAUUUUGGGGGACAAGAUGUCUCGUACAAACCUGGCGCCACGCUUCUCUCACCUGUUUCCGUGUACAUCUUUGGUAAUGCGUAAAAAACAGCACUAGACUACUGGAAGGUAGCAGCAUUUCAUUGCAGACAUCAGCUCCCUCCUGGUAGAAGUUGUAGGCUAUAUAU